Zygosaccharomyces rouxii is the source of this 528-nucleotide messenger RNA. RefSeq names its product nuclear transport factor 2 family protein. The transcript has a single exon. The record is from RefSeq and is a predicted model, not a curated record. Bases 1 to 528 code for a protein of 175 amino acids. NCBI's taxonomy places the organism in Eukaryota, Fungi, Ascomycota, Saccharomycetes, Saccharomycetales, Saccharomycetaceae.
AUGCAGCUUCUGCAGCUAGUCCUAUCCCAUUUUCAUUCGAAAUUCCACCUCACCAAGUGCAUUAUAGAUACAAUGUCUUUCCCUACAACCUUAUCAUAUCUCAACGACCGCGAAGCCAUCGAGGACGCCCUUUACCGCUGUGUAUUAGGCUUGGACACUGCCGACGUUACGUUAUUUGAAUCUGCACUUAUACCGGAUGCUACCUUUGACUUGAUGGGAAAUGUGAUGAAGGGAUUACCGGAAAUACAGGCCGGAAGUUUCGAUAAAGUCUCCAAACUGGAUACUACUCAUCACUUAAGUAAUAUUCGCGUGAAUUUGGAAGGCCUAGCAAAUGGAACUGCAUCUGUUACGGCGUCAGCAAUGGCACAACACUACCGUCCGGGGGAAGGAAACAAACCUGAUACCACUCGUCUCUUGAGUGGAGCCCUUUACUUUGUUGACGUUGUCAAGGACAAAGAGGUGUGGAAAGUUAAGCAUUUCAAAGCCAAAAUGAUUUGGACAGAAGGCGAUUGGGGUGUGUUCGCCUAG